GGCCGGGCGCCGCCCCGCUCCCCGCCCCGGGGGCGGUGCGGGGCCAUGGCGGCGCUCGGCGGCGGCGGGCGGGCGGUGACGCUGCUGCGGAGGGGCCUAGUGCUGGGCCCGGCGCCGCGCCGCUACCGCUACAAGAAGAAAUGGGCUGCCACCGCCCCCCGCGUCCCCUCCACUCGACUGGCUCUGCAGAGCUUCGACAUGAACUACGGCCUGCAGCUUAAGGAGGCCUGGCCUUCCGUCCGGGUGAGCCUUCUGUGCGAGCAGAAGUACGGCGCCCUCGUCAACAGCUUCGCCGAUGCCGACCGGGUCGCCCAGGAGCUGGAGCUGUUGAAUGCUGUGGAUUUUAUUUCUGGAGCUGCCCAAAAGGCACAACGUUUGCAGCAGGAUUCAGCCGUGGAACAGGCAGGGAGAGGAAGUGCGUCCCGGGAAGCGCCUGGUGAGCGCUGGGCUGUGAAACAGGCAGAGACACCGCCACUGCUUUCUGCCCCCAUCACCUCCAACAUCAGGUGUUACACCUUCCCCAGAGGAGACAUCACUCGCUUUCGUCCUGCACGGCCAGACACCCUGGGGAUCCUCAACUAUUAUCUCAUGGAUGCAGCAUCUCUUCUGCCAGUUUUGGCGCUUAAUGUUCAACCUGAUGACUUUGUCCUUGACCUCUGUGCAGCUCCGGGUGGCAAGACUCUGGCUAUCCUGCAGACGGGCUUUUGUGGGCAUCUGGCUGCCAAUGAUGUCUCCAUUUCUCGCACAAAGAGGCUGCACCAGAUUCUCAAUAGCUAUGUUCCCAAGCAAAUCAGGGAAACGGUGUGUGUCACUUCAUGGGACGGAAGGAACUGGGGGGAACUGGAAGGUGGAACUUUCCAUAAGGUCCUUGUGGAUGUGCCCUGCACGACUGACAGGCACUCUGUCAUGGAGGAGGACAACAACAUCUUCAACAGAAGGAGAUCCAAGGAGCGUCAGAUGUUACCAAUGCUGCAAUUGCAGCUGCUGGUAAAGAGCAGCCUGAGGUCCUUGAAGAAGAGGUUCUUAAGGAAGCUGCUGCUGUGGAGGUGGAAAUGUCCUUGUGAUGCUUGAGAUAUGCUGGUGGAAAGAGCUCAAUGCUGUGGAAAGGCAAGUGAUUAUUGCUGUCUCUCAUAGGCAGGAUAGCUUCGAUCGAGGGAGAGGGUGUGAACAGGCCCACACACGCUAGAUGCUGUUUCAUGUGCAGUGGGAAGGUGUUGCUAUGACUUUGAGUAAGCAAUACCUGUGCACUCACGUAAUUGAACCCAUCAGUGAGUAGUAAAUGAUAGAUUACUGGAGUUUAUGAUAAGAUUUGCUUAAUAUCUACAUUUUUAUUUUUUGUGAACAAAAUAUGGUUGGGCAGAAAUGGCUGUAUUCAUGCAAGUACACCAUCCCCUACAAUGCUGUUGGAAUACCCCAUAGUCACAUCUGUAUGAAGUUACUCUAGUGUGCCAGGAAGAAAAUACUCAGCUUUAAGGAUCCUUUCCUCUCUCCGCAUUGCCGUGCUUCUGCAAGAUGCUACAUGGAUGAAAAUGAGGGUGAAACCCCCAUCCAUGUCCAUCCUUCCACAAAGCUGGCAAUUCAUAAUUUACAGCUGUUUGAACGCAGUGUAAGCUGGCGUUGCCCUGUGCAUCACAUCUUGGGCCAACAUGAGCAUUAGUCUGGCUGCACAGUGUGCUGGGUCAGGGAAUACUGCAUAGUCAUUAAUGCAGUAGAAGGAACUGGCCAGAUCAGUUUACUGGUGCAAAGGAGGAAAGAAAUGCAAAUGAGCAGCAGGAUGUGAUUAAAGAAUGAUUUGUGAAGCUGCAAUGUCAGUCUGGAGCCUUAGGCAUUGUGUGAAUUUUUCUUCAAAGGAAGAAGGCAAUGCAGCCAAGUCAGGGGCUCUUUUUAGCAGAAGGAUUUGGUGGUGUGAAGAGUUUGCAUGAUGAUGUUGUGCAGAAGCUAUUUUGAUGCUUGCUUGGUCUCUGUCUCAGCCACCGAGAUGUUUAGAGAUAAAUCCAGCAGCAUCCCAGCAAAGAUGAAGGAAAUCAGGCAGAUUUACAAUCCUUUUAACAGCUAACUACCCACUAUGUCCCUUCCAGGCUGUGUACUUAUUGGCAAGGAGAGGAUAUGUUGAUAGUUGUUCCUUUCUUCUUUCCUCCUUGCUGUGACUUACGCAUUUCAGAUCAGAAGUGAGGAGAAUUCACAGAGCACUCUCCUAUCCGUGUCUUGGCUGUCUCUGGCUCUGCAGAUGCAGGACUGGAGAGGUUAUAUUGCUGUCUUCUCACGGCUAAGUGUCUCCACCUCCUUCAUGAACCGGAGGCACAGCUCCUCCUGCCAUGGCAAAGCCACACACUGCACGGCCACAGGCAGUCCCACAGCUCCUUCCACAGCCUGCAGCAGGGACACAAGCAGUGAGUUGUUACCCACAGGAGCUCGGACUUUCAAGAUGUUUUGGAAGCUUGGCUGAGCCACAUGGCUAAUCCCUUCUGACCCAAGGGUUUGUCCUGGAGUGCAGAAAGGUUGGAGGCUGAGCCCUGUUGUUCAAGCAGGGGCAGGCUUAUUCUCUAAAGCACACUGGGGCAGAGAGAAGGCUCUUGCUGUUCUCGUGAUGGAAAUAGCUGCCAAGUCUUGGGCAGUGUGUGUGAGGUCAGCCCUCCCCUAGUCAGCUCUGCUUUGAGCUGUCUUACUACUAGAUCCCUUUUCCUUUAGCAUCUGUGUGCCUGGUCCAUGCUCUGCUGACUGCCUGGACCUGGCAGAACAGGUCAUGGAGCAGGAGAAAAUUACAGUGCAGUGCUGCAGGCCGUGGCUAUCAGAAGGACCUACUCAAGGAAGCCUUGCUCCAUGGCUUCUUCCUGGUUGCAGACUAUAACCCAGGCCUUGAGUGCUCCCCCAGUCCCUGUAUGAUAUUUACUGACUUAUGACCUUUGGGGCUUGGGAGAGAAGGGAUUUGUGAGGCAUGUAUAAAGUAGAGGUGACUUUCUUUUCUUUCUUUUUUUUUUCCCCCCCUUUUUCUCACUGUGCCUGUAUUGAUGGAGGCAUUUAGGAACCCCUGAUUUCAGUGGGACUUCUACUCUGAACACCCCUCUUAGCAGCCUCUGCUCCUUCCCUUUCCGUGCCACAGACCUGCUUUAGUGUCCUGUCCCAGGGGUCGUCACAGUAUCCUCGAUAAAGCUUCAGCUCUUCUUCAUCAGCUUCUGUCACUGUGCUGACAGGUACAACCCCAGCAGGGAAGUUCAAGACAUUGUACAACAUCGUGGAGGAGAUGGCAGCUGAGAGAAGCAAAAGAAAGACUGCAGGUAGCCACAGCCACCUGUAUUCUUUCAAACCUCAAGCAUGUUCCUUAGGCCCCCUGAGAACUAGCCGCUUCUGGGUGGAGAUACCGCAAAGGGCUGGUUGUAUGUGAGUCCAGGUCCCACUGCACGAACCAACUCUCACCAAAUUACUUCAUCUGUGUGCUUGUCUCCAUUUGCCAGUAAUGCCCAUAAAAUGCUUAGGUAGGCAGUAAAGCUUCCCAGUAGCGCCUACAGUUGGAUGUUUCUGUCCAGUCACAAGCACAGUGGUCUUUUCCCCUCCUGAGAAAGCCCCAGAUUCACUUACUUAGGAGUUUCCCAGGGUACCCCGUAGUGAAAGCUGGACCCAGGACAGGGCAAAGCAUGACGUCCAGCCUGAGUUCCCUCCACCUGGCGAUGAACUCCGUGCGGUACGCCUUGGGGAGGAGAGCAGAGAUGACAUAGAGGGCAUGUGAACACCUGGAGCAUCUCAGCUUCUUUGGGCUGUGCACCAGGCUCUCGCAUGGCUGAGAGAGGCAGCAGCAGGCAGAUCGGUGUGCGAGGGAAAGAGGCAGGGCAAAGGCAGCUGCUGGUUACAGCAUUUGCCUGCAUGAUGGAGGAACUUUUCCAGGAUCACAAGACUACCAGGGAAUGUGGGAGUCAGCGAAUGUCCCAGCCCUAAAGGCUACGUACUGAGCAUCUAUGGCCCCAGCUCUUGUGGUCUCUUACUGCUUUUUUUCUCCAAAGGAGGACCUGCACUAAAAGCCUGUGUGCGAAUGCCUUUCCCUGCAGCACAUGGACAAACCAUGGUUGCAUGGCUAAUGAAUUGGGAAUUGGUAAGAACCCUCUUCAGCAGGCAUUAGCCUGUGCCUUCCCCCAGUCCCAAGGCAGCCUUUGUACGCUGGGACCACAGAGUAUGGGCAUUUGGGCAUGAGCAUUGGGCAGCCCAGUCUUAUCUCUUGUUUGUGCCUUUCCCUCCAUCUCUCUUUCCAAGCACUCCAUUGCACAACCCCUUUCUUAAAUAAUGAGCCCCAAUCUGGUGCUUGCUGUAAAGCCUCAACUCAUAGCAUGAUGCCAGAGAGAAAAGUCCUCAAAACAUACCAUUAUUUGAUGCUGAUGCUUCCACAUCUUGUUCACUGACCUGCAAAUGAAACCACAGUAACAUUUUUAAGCCUUAAAAGGAGGGGAAGACUGCUUAAAUUAUCCUCCAAGUUGAUAAGCCUCUGUGAUUUUAGCAAUUAUUCAAAACAGUGCAUCUGUCCCAAUUUCUCUAAAAUUUCUUUUGGGAUUUGGGCAAAUGUCUGGGAGAGGUAGAAAGAAAGUUUUUUCUUGUGAGGCUGGGUUGAGUACUCAGCUCUGCUGCAAGCUUACUGUAUGACCUCAUCUAAAUCCCUUAAUCCCAUGUCAAUCCCAGAUUUGCUACAAGAGGGAAGGGCUUGCAUCAGGCUGCCUGAGGUAGUCGUAAAACAUAGAUAAAUCUUUGGCAUCUUGAAGGAACAAGAAGGCUGCAGCCUUUGAGAGAGCUGGAGGGAAAAUUCAUUUGUGUUGGAGGGUAUCUGGAUUCUUUAUCGGUAUCUUUAUUGCUAGUUCCUCUUUGUAGAGAAUAAUGAAAAUGGGAUGUGAUGGGUAUGUCAUUUAAUCCUUCAUUACAUAAAACUGCUUUAGCUUUGAAAGUGAAUUUCUUAAGUGUUUCAUAACUUGUCUCAGGCCCUGAGGGGCUGCAAUCUGAUGUGGAGAAUCACCAAAAAUGGGGCUGACAGAGACCAUCAGAGGCUGUUUUCCAUUCCCCCACCCAAGGCAGGCCCCAUGGGUCUAAGCCGUUGCUGACAGGUAUGCAUCUGGUUCCUGGGACACCCCAGCCUCCCUUGGGGAGCCUCUCCCAGAGGGAAUGCCUCCCAAGUUUCCUGGCUGUCAUGUUAACUUGACUUUGUGCCCUGGCCCCGGGAGAUGCAGGGCAUAGUCUAUUGCUUCUCACCUUGCAGCAGCCUAGAGCAUGUUUGAAGACCUGUGGGAAGGCAUUAUAAUACUAGGGGCGUGGGGUGAUGUAUUCCUAAAGGCUGAAGUGUAGUCCAGGACAGAGGGACAGUCUCUCCAGAGAGUGGGUCAGAGUGUGUCUUGAACCCAGUGCCCCUCACCCCACUAUGGGCACCCAUUGCGGAAGGUACAGUUCAUUUCCACAGACACCCCAUUUCCCAGCAGGCAACUGAGGAAGGUGCUGUCUUACCUCAUUCCGCACAAGGCACUCAGAUAGUCAGCCAGACGGGGAAACUGAAAAGGCAAGAGAGUCCUGUUAGGGUUGGGAUGUGGGGCGCAGCAACUUGUGUCAUUGUGGGAGACCUCCAGUCAUGGCCUGUCUCUGUCCCUGGGGAUGCUGCUUUAAUAGUGAAUGAAAUUGCUUAAAAGCGUUCCUCAUAGCUCUCAUUUUAGUUUGUUUCCGACUUUCUUGUUGAUUCCUGAUUUGUUUCUUUCAGCCCAAUAUUUGCUUCUCACAGAAGAAAGCACUGACAUGAAACAAGUCACCUUUUAUUAUUUUUGGUAAAUAAAACAUUCUUUACUGUGUUAUCCUACAGAAACAAGACUUCUGCAGACACUGUGGUUGUCUCCUAUUCACUGCUACCUUAUUGAUCCUGUUAGUUGAGAACAACCCCAUUGGGCAGAAAGACAGAAAACAGGAUGGAGGAGAGAAACCCUACAAAAAGAUGCUCACCUGGUGAAGGGUCUACAGUGAGCAUCAACCGUUAGUAACCAUGAGGAAUUCCCAUGAAAAUGAGCUCUUUGGGAGGCCUCAAACGCAGGGAUAGAGCUUCAAACUCCAGUCUGCCUGUUGCAGUGUUUCCCAGUUGCAUGAAUCAGUAGGAGACUGGGCAUGGCUAGGUUCAGUGUUUGAAGAACUGCAUGCUGUUGGCUCUGCAUUAGUCUUUUACAACUCUUGUCCGGUCCUUUUCUUAUUUCCUUUGGCACUAGAUAAAUCCCAGCAAGAUGCCAGAAAAGACCUUCCAAAGUGGUAGUGUUUGCCUUGGUCUGAAAUCCCAGGGUUUCCAGUUAAAGGCUUCUCCCAGUACCACCAUGCUUUCAAGCAUCACAGAGCUUUCUUGACACCACUCUGCUUUGAGCCUGAGGCCAGGGACUCACCAGAGGUUUAAGAAUCAGAGCCAGCAGCUUCUUCCCCAGCGUUGGGAUCUUGUAGCAAUUGACCUGUGGUUUCAAGCCUGGAUCUACAAUAUUUCCUGUACUGAGAAAGAAGAGGAGGAGGGGAUCAUGGCAGAGAAACCGUUUGCCUUAUCUCAGAAAUCUGAGUCUCUCCUGUUCGGGAUGAGAGAGAUGAGCUAGUUUUACCCAUGCAUAGUGCUCAUGGGCAUGGGGCUAGAGAUGUUUUAUGGCACUCCUGCCAGAGGUUUCCUACUUACAACAGAUCCAAAAAAGUACGGCAUCCAUCAGCAAAAAAUGUCUUCAAAAACAGUUCAGUCAUGACAUAGUGGAUCCGAGGUGGAGCAAAUGGCACCAACUGCACCAAAGUACAAGAUUAUGUGGCAGCUUGAGGAUGUGAAUAAUUUCCAGUGCCUGACUGUGGAAAUACUUCAAAUGCAGAAAACAGCUUCCCAGGGCUCCACAUGCCUGUGGAGAGCCCUAUGUGUGAUUUUUCUUCCCUGAGGGCUGCUCAGCCCAGCUCUGAGACCUUUCCAGAGCUGUUUCCUCCUCCCAUUCUCUCACUGAGCCAGAGACUGCACUAGUUUCCACCGUGUCCCAGCAGACUCAACACCUGCUCAAACACAGACUCACCUUGCUAUAAAGAUCAGGUAGCAUUAACACGCUUGUUACAUGUAGGUCUAAACUGAGGGGAAAGUGUUUUCCAACUCCUGCCAAUGGCCCUUUUCCCUCAGUGGUCCAGGAGAGGGCUCCCUGGACAUUGAGGAGAAAGGGGAACAAUGGCUCCCAAAGCCCUAGUGGGGAAGGACAGAUCUAGAAAAGGCCAGGGCAGCCUUCCAGGGACAAGAUGCAGCAUGUUUACAGAGAUUGCUGUCUGGUCUGCAUCACAGCUGCAAGGAGAGCAGAGAUGGAUUUACUAGUUAUUGUGCUGUUUCCCCAUGAGAGGGCACUGCUAUAAAAACCCAGUAGGUGAUGUGCUGGCCUACAGUGUGUGACUGCAUUGUGCAUAUGGAUGUAGUAACUUUAACCAGAAUCUGUUACCUUAGAUUAUUUUUCCCACCCUGUUAUCCUUGGCUAGUCCAUUGUCAGAUGGGUUUGGGGAUUAUAUCUACUCUCUGAAGAGUGCAGCAGAGAAGCAAAGCUUGAGGCACCCUGGGGAGAAGAGUUUGGUGAGGUCAAGCUCACCUCAUGCCCGGCUGCCCGCAGAGCAUCCCUGGUUUCGUGCACUGCCCGCCUCAUGCAAGGAGGAAGUGGGAAGUAGCCAUCUGUGUCGUAGUACCCAAUCCGGAGGGGAGCACAGCUUGCAUACACCUGAAGGAAAGGAGCCACCAGUUAAAGUCUCCCAACUUUACUGGGAGUAGGUCUGCCCCCAUCCUGAAGCCCACUGCAGAAGGGGAUAAAAGGUCCAGAUGUUAAAGAGCUACUGCUUAUGGUUUUCACAAGUUACCCUUUCCAAAUGUCUAAUGCCCCCCUUUGUCUCCAGCCUCUUCUUCAUCUCUCCCUUCAGAUAAAGCACAGCUGCUCAAGACCAGCUGUUUCAGCCAUUGCUACAGAGGAAGGAGUUGGAAAAACCUGAAGUUCAUCUGCACAGAGGGAGAGGAAGCAUCCUCAGUCAGGAGAAGAUUUGCUGCGGGAGUUACCCAGCCUGUCCCAUCUUCACUUAAAAAUGGCCAUUUUUUUUUUGCUCCUCAUGUUCUCUUCCUUCACCACCCUUUGCUGGGGUCUCUCAAUCCAAUAACCCAUACACCAACUGAGAGGCAGAAAGAGUAACUACUUUUUUCUUAACGGUUCUUUUUCUAACCAUUAUGACUUGUGCCUUCAAAGAAAAUUGACAACAUUGCUGGAAACCUAUACUGUAAGGAUUCAUAGACCCUUAAAAAAUAGGUAUAUUGAGCAGGUACUUUUUCACUGGUGUCCUGUGGGAUGCUUGGAGCUGGCUGGACACAGGACCCUCCCUCUCUUCAUCUGUCCCAUACCCUGGUGUUUUUUACUGGCUUUGUAACUCCACAGUGGCAAAUUCCACCUCAGACUUCUCGUGAAUUGCCCCUGAAGAGCAUGAAAUAAACAGCAAUCUUUUCAUAUUUUGACGUGAAAA
Messenger RNA from Dromaius novaehollandiae (emu), 8490 nucleotides. RefSeq names its product NOP2/Sun RNA methyltransferase 4 (gene NSUN4). Gene Ontology annotation, molecular function: RNA methyltransferase activity. Gene Ontology annotation, cellular component: mitochondrial large ribosomal subunit. The coding region runs from base 46 to 1071 and encodes 341 amino acids. The transcript has 6 exons. Gene Ontology annotation, biological process: rRNA methylation. The record is from RefSeq and is a predicted model, not a curated record. NCBI's taxonomy places the organism in Eukaryota, Metazoa, Chordata, Aves, Casuariiformes, Dromaiidae.